Molecule: messenger RNA, 965 nt
Organism: Arabidopsis thaliana (thale cress)
Lineage: Eukaryota; Viridiplantae; Streptophyta; Magnoliopsida; Brassicales; Brassicaceae
Gene: AGP25
Product: arabinogalactan protein 25
Exons: 1
Coding region: 126-476 (116 amino acids)
Cellular component (GO): plasma membrane
Source: RefSeq, marked reviewed
GAAAGGUUCUUUUAUAUAGAGACAUCAUCAUUACAACUCAAAAUGCACUCCGAUCAGUAGAUAGAGAAAGACAGAUCCAACAAAAAAAAUCAACUUUGAUUUUCAUCAUUUAAACCAAAAACAAAAUGGCUUUUUCUUUUCUCAAUAAACUUCUCAUCAUCUUCAUCUUCAUCUUCAUCUCUCUCUCUUCAUCUUCUCCGACAAUUUCUCUCGUCCAACAGCUUUCACCGGAGAUCGCCCCUCUCCUCCCUUCCCCCGGAGACGCUUUACCUUCAGACGAUGGCAGCGGCACAAUCCCAUCUUCACCAAGCCCUCCUGAUCCCGACACUAACGACGGCUCCUACCCUGACCCGUUGGCAUUCUCUCCUUUUGCUUCUCCGCCGGUUUCUUCUCCUUCUCCUCCGCCGUCUCUUCCUUCCGCCGGAGUCUUACUCAUCUCUCUUAUCAUCUCCUCCGCCUCGUUCCUAGCGUUAUAACACUACUAUAGUUCACUUCGCUUAUCCAUCAACGAACGUUUUGGUUUUCACGUGUUUUGUCCAAAAUGUAUAUCAUUAUCUCGAAUGAGAAUAUUUAACAUUUAGUUUCGUAGUAAGCUACAUUUUACAAUUUUAAUUAUUUUCCUUUUUUGGUCGUGUUUGCCCCUCUUGACAAUGUGAGUCGAUAUGUUAAUCAUUUCGAAUCUUCGAUUAAGUUAUCAUAUAUUCAUAUGCAUAUAUGUAAUGUCAGUAUGUACUUUAAUAACAACGAUAAUAUCAUUUGAUAUAACGUUCAUCAAUCAUCAUGCAUGUUUUAUAUUAGGACCAAUUCUUCAUAUCAUAUAAAAUCAAAUAAGGAUUACUUACUAUGUGUUUGAAUGAGCAAUUAAAUAAUAUUUUGGUUAAUUAGGGGAAUCAAUGUUUAGGUGAAGUUCAUUUGUCUGUUUCUGCUGUUGCUUUUUUUUCUUCUGAUAAAGGGCCUUUUGAAAA